This is a messenger RNA of Anopheles nili, 1663 nucleotides long. It is a transcript of the gene ATP6AP2, whose product is annotated as ATPase H(+)-transporting accessory protein 2. Gene Ontology annotation, molecular function: signaling receptor activity. Gene Ontology annotation, biological process: positive regulation of Wnt signaling pathway. Gene Ontology annotation, cellular component: external side of plasma membrane; membrane. NCBI's taxonomy places the organism in Eukaryota, Metazoa, Arthropoda, Insecta, Diptera, Culicidae. The transcript is spliced from 4 exons. The coding region runs from base 63 to 1031 and encodes 322 amino acids. The record is from RefSeq and is a predicted model, not a curated record.
AAACGUCAUAUGAUCACAAGUGCAAAAAUUACGGAGGACAGACAACUUCAACGAACUGCAGCAUGAUGCGGGCGAUUUUCCUCCUAUUUGCGCUCUUUGCAGCUGCAAACUGUGAUCAGCUGUCGGUGUUGUUUUCGCCAAAGGCGGUAGAGUUCAGUGGAAGUAGCCGUCUGGAUGCCGAUUCGCUGCCGGAAGUCUUCGGAGCUGCCCUGGGCUACUCGGUGAGCCUACCUACGGAAUGGGACGGUAUGGUGAUUAAGGAUCCGUUCAACACCGCAAACGGUGCUGUGGUGGUUGUAGCGGAGGGUUUGGACGCCAUCGCACUUGACGGAACCAAGAGCUAUCAGCUGAACGGUAACACCGGUUCGGUAGCGCUUAGUGAGCUGUUGCAAAAGUCCUCGGACCACCAGGGAGUUGGAUUCGCCGUGGACCUCAAAGAAUCGUCCGAUAAGUUUGUAACCCCGCUCGGAACAGUUCAGCCAGACGAUGAGGAGGUGAACCCACAACACCUGAAGCCAAAGUCGAACAAGGCCGAUUCGGAUUUCUUGCGUCAGCUUGCAUUCCUGAAUGGACUUAGCGAUCUGUUGGUAACGUCGACCGAUCGCAUUCCGACCGUGCACAUCGUUCGUAUGUCCUUUGAAGCGCUGUUGGCCGCCCACGAACAAAACUCCCCAGCGUUGGACGAAGCUAAGAAGCUGUUUAUCAGCGCCCUGUCGCAGCUCAAGACGGCUUCCGAAAAGGCCUUCGAUGGAUCAGUCAUCGUUGGAGUCGUAACGGCAAGCGAAGGUGGAGUGGUGGUUCGAUCGAAGCGACAGGCGGGUCAAGGAAAGCAGGAAGAUGAUAAAAACCCACUGAACCUGGCGCAGAAGUACAACAGCAACUACCCCGUCAUGUUUAACAUCAUUCUGUGGUUCAGUGUCGUGUUGGCCUUUUCGCUGAUUGCCAUUUCAAUUGUUAUCGGUACCAUGGAUCCGGGCCGAGACUCCAUCAUCUACCGUAUGACAUCGACCAGAAUGAAGAAGGAUAACUAAAGCUUUCCUUCAUCAUCCGGUGGGCCAUAGGAGUUGCAGCUGAUGGUUAAAUUAUUGUAUUUCCCCUAUUAUGCAUCGUCUCCGUACUUACCAUCAGAUCGUCAGGAGAAUUUGAAAUGCUUUAAACUGGGAAAGUAUUAGUGUGUGGAUACAGGCCACGUCUGCCAGGGCUGCAGCUCCCAACAUCAAUUUAACACCCACAGGCCCAAAGUGGUUGCACACGCACGAGACGGAGAAAAAACCUACCAAAAAGACUCCUUUUUCCGUCGUUCAACAAAGACCACCACGGUAACGUAGCAGGAGCCUUCCUUCCCAAGAAUAUUUUACGCUAGCCACUGUCGUCGUCAGCAUGUAAAUUUUGUUUCCGUUGAUGAUUAAUGAAACCGGAAUGCGGCUUCAGAGACAACGUUUGCCGCAAAGCUGCUCAUCGUCAACAAAUAUCGCUCAACGUCCCACCAGCCCUUGGUUUCAUGCCGUAUUGCAGGACACCAGUGUCCUUCCACUGUUACGAGCCCUCGCGAGAGGGGCAGGACCGAAUCGGAAAAGAAAAAGCCUGCAAUUUCCCUUUGUUUUAGCGUUGUUGUUUAUUUGAGUUUCGUCAGGUGUAGAAAAUAAAUGAAGAUAACAUUCCA